CUGAAGUUUGUUGAACAGUUCCUCAAGCUACACUCCUUCAUUAUGUCAGCUGGUAGACUUUCGUGGAAUUUAGAAGAUGAAACGCUGUGUGACAAACGAAAAGCAGCUUCUCGUAGCGUUGCAAGUGCUGGAUGCAGUCCUGCUAUGGGCAAAAAGCUAAUUCGUCUUGGCUGUGCAGGACCAUCUACAGAUUCGUCGUCUUAUGAAUUAGCUCAUAGUGUUGAUCACAUUCAAGAUAUAGUGCAAAUGUCACCUCACUCAAGACGACACCGUCUCUGGAAAUUGUUUGCGACAAUAACUCCAAUCAGACGAGCGAAAGUUCUGAAAUCAUUCGAGAGCGAUGAUGGAAAAGAAUUUCAUGCAGAUGCAUUGGAUUUCCAAAAGGCUGUUGCCGAUGUCAAUGCAAGCACCGAUUUGAACUAUGUGACUUUGUUAUUGAAAAUCCGUUUGAAAGAGGGAAUAGGAUUAGCGAUACGUGAUGCAUCUGGAAGUUCCGAUCCCUAUGUGAAAUUUCGUUACAAAGACAAAGUUGUUUAUAAAAGUCUGACAGUUUUCAAAUGUUUGAACCCUAUGUGGGAAGAAGAAUUUCAAAUGCUUGUCGAUGACAUGACGACGAACAUUCGUUUAGAGGUCUAUGAUUAUGAUCGUUUCUGCACGGAUGAUUUCAUGGGUGGAGCAUCGAUUGAUAUUUCUCGCGUGAAAUGGUUUACGCCUUAUGAAACAACUCUAACCUUACAAGAUGAUAACAAUCCUUCCGAAAACUUGGGCAUGAUUUCGCUUUCUGUCACAAUCACGCCUUUAACGGCUCAAGAGCAAGAGAAUUUUCUUCAAAAAUCGAAUAGAGGAAUUCUAACUGAAACACAGAAGAAAAAAGAAAAACUUGUUCAAAUGUGGUCUUCGGUGGUAAAUAUUGUGCUUGUAGAAGGAAAGGGGUUAUCCAUAAAUUAUAAUAUGACGCAACCACCAGAUCCUUGUUGCAAAUUCAAACUAGGUUGUGAAAAAUAUAAAAGCAAGGCUUGUAACCGAACAUGCGAUCCCAAGUGGAUCGAGCAAUUUGAUUUACAUAUUUAUGAACAUGGUAGUGACAAACUUGAAGUUAUGUGUCACGAUAAGAAAACCAAUUCCGCCAUUGGAAGAACUUGUGUUGAUUUAUCACAGCUCCCUCGCGACCAAACUGUUCAGAAAUGGUACGAUCUGGAAGAAAUGGCUGGUAGCAUACUAUUACUUAUAACUGUUUCUGGGAGUCAAUCAAAUGACUCUGUCGUAGAUUUGACCGAAUUUAGUCAGAACGAUGUUAGGAACGCAAUUAUAGGCAAAUAUAAUUUAACAUCAGCUUUCAACAACUUGAAAGAUAUAGGAACGUUAACUGUCAAAGUUUUUCGUGCCGAAAACCUCCAAUCAAAAGACCUCGGAGGCAAAAGUGACCCUUUUGCUGUGCUAGAACUGGUAAAUGCCCGACUCCAAACACAUACAGAAUACAAAACUUUGCAUCCGCAAUGGAACAAACUUUUUACUUUCAAUGUGAAGGAUAUUCACACUUGUCUGGAAGUUACAAUUUACGAUGAAGAUCCGAACAACAAGUUUGAGUUUCUGGGCAAAGUAUCUAUUCCAUUAAUGUCCAUUCGUAACUGUGAAAGACGAUGGUUUGCUCUCAAAGAUAAGAAAUUGCAACAACGAGUGAAAGGAGAAGUACUGUUAGAGCUUGAUGUUAUAUGGAACCCUAUAAGAGCGGCUGUGCGUACUUUCAAUCCGAGGGAAAAGAAAUACAUUGAACAAGAGCCAAAAUUUAAAGCAAGUAUUUUCCGCAGCACUGUAAUGGAAUUGAAAGAAUUCGCUUUGAGUAUAAUUGAAAUGAAAGAUUAUCUGCAGAGUUGUUUUGAUUGGGAAUCAACACCCAGAUCACUCAUUGCGUUUCUGAUUUUCAUGUUUUUCACUUACUACGUCCAGUUAUAUCAUUUGCCAAUUCUUUUGCUUCUUUUAUUUGCCAGAUGUUUACUUUAUAGAAACGUUUCUAAUCAUAUAUCAAGAUCGAUUUCCCUCAAUAAAGUAGAAGAAAUUGCUGAAGAUUCCAAAACAACAACAUCUCUUCGGGAUACUUUAUCUUCAGUACAAGAAACUCUAAGUGUUGUUCAGAAUUUAUUAGUUUUCAUAUCAACUCUGCUACAGAGAAUCAAAAAUACUUUCAACUUUACCAACUCUUGGCUUUCAUGGCUGGCUGUGAUUGUUUUGUCUUUUGCAACAUUGCUUUUAUACUUCAUUCCACUUCGAACAUUAGUUAUGAUUUGGGGAGUCAACAAAUUCUCCAAAAAGCUCAUAAAUCCUCAUUACAUUGAUAACAACGAAUUGCUCGAUUUUCUAUCUCGCAUUCCCUCCGAUUCAGAUUUAAAUGACUGGAGAGACAUAUUGGUUGAACGUUCGGAUGCGUUAAGAGACAGAAAGAGUAGACAAUCAAGUUGA
This is a messenger RNA of Auanema sp. JU1783, 2457 nucleotides long. Lineage: Eukaryota; Metazoa; Nematoda; Chromadorea; Rhabditida; Rhabditidae. The record is from the annotation of a GenBank genome assembly.